AUGGGAAAAUCCAAUAGUAAACUUAAUGCUGAUGAACUCAAUGAGCUUCGGAAAUGCACUUAUUUUAAAACAAAUGAACUUCAAGAAUGGUACAAAGGAUUUCUCAAGGAUUGUCCCAAGGGUGAACUUAGCAAAGGUGAAUUUCAAAAAAUCUAUAAACAAUUCUUUCCACAUGGUGAUCCUUCAAAAUUUGCAGAUUAUGUUUUUGAUGUAUUUGAUCAAAAUAAAAAUGGAAAGGUUGAUUUCAAAGAAUUUAUAUGUGCACUAUCAGUGACUUCAAGAGGAGCAUUGGAUGAAAAAUUAUCAU
Messenger RNA from Entrophospora candida, 307 nucleotides. The record is from the annotation of a GenBank genome assembly. Lineage: Eukaryota; Fungi; Glomeromycota; Glomeromycetes; Entrophosporales; Entrophosporaceae.